AUGGGUAUUGCGUCCAAGAAGUUCCCCCCCCUGCCUGCCCCGACCGAGACCGACAUUAUCACCCCUACCGAAUUAACCACGGCCGACGACAUCGAUCACGAAGACGACGAGCCCGCCGACGAGGCCUCUCAUUUUUCCUUACCUGACGACGGCACUCCCAUCACCAUCAAGACCCGCGGUCACAAGCUUAACCGCUCUCAAACUUCCCUCCUCAUAGAGUACUUCGAAGGCGGCAAAACCAGCCCGUCUGCCUCGGGAGUCGAGCGCAAGCCGAGCGUCCGUGUGCGUCUGACGCCGUCGAAGAAAAACAGAAACAACCACAUUCAAAUUACCGAAACGAAGAGCUCGCGGAAGACAUCUCUGACGCGCCGAGUCCCUUUACCGUCGACAGCUGACUCACACAUCGCUACGGAAACGCUCGACGCUGAAGACAUCGACAGUAUGCAAUCGUAUGCUUCGGCCACGGAAGAGUCGAAUGUGUCGAGAAAUCCUAUCGACAUAGAAAUUGAUAGGAGCGAACGACGACGACGUCCGGCGAGCCCGCUGAUUCCCGCGGCUGACGCCAAGCAGUCCAGCUACAUGACAACUAACAUGUCCGACAUUUCUGCCAUCCCAACGGACAGUUUUCUUGAUGGCUCCGGACCGACCAACCUUACGUACAGAGAAGUCGAGAAGCGACAAAGCAGAAGCCCAUCACGCAGCAGAAUCUCAUCCGCGGGCGGCGCCGGUGCGCUCGUUGGUUCAGCGCUUGCCGACAAAUCAAGGAAUAGUAAGAGCAGGAGCGAGACCCGCGACAGGAUCGUGCUCCCAAAAUCCACCGACAAGGUUCGGGACAAAGACCGUAAACAACGUUCCAGCAAAAGCCGUGCCAGCAGUCUGAGCGAGAAGCAAGUGGAGGGUACUCGCUCACCUCGGCGGCGAUCUAGUCGAAGCCACGGUGAUUCUCUCAUCUCUGCGACAGAGUCAAGCGUCGUGUCUUCGGCCCUGACGCCGAGCCAUCGUUCAACAGACCAGCAAUCCGUCCGUUCAGGUGCUUCCAAGUCCUCGAUCAACAACCCGAAGCUCCUAGAGACGGUAGAGGACGCAAUCCGCAGACUGAUCCUUCCCGAGCUGAGUGCUUUGAAGCGGGAGCAGAGCAAGCGUGAGAGCCGUCGUGGCUCGCUGACUUCAACAGCCACAUCCGUCUCGCGAGAAGACCUUUCGAACGUCGACAGACGAAGGUCUUCCGGACGCAGAGCCGACUCUCGAGCUCGAGAUCGAAGAGACCGAGAGGCUCGCCACGAUUAUGCCGAUAGCCCUUAUGGGAUGGAUGGAGAGUCAGUCGACGAUCUAUCGGUACACGAGUCCGUCGAUGAUCAGUCUCGGGUCACUCACAGCGAUGUCCUCAAAACAGGAGCCAUCGCCGGCACCGCUGCUGCCGGACUUGCUGCCGCCGCCGCUUUGAGCUCGAAAUCUCCCGUGUCUGAUGAUAGGCGGCAGAGAAGGCGCCGGCGGGCUGAUGGUUCGGCCCGCAGUCGCAGCCUGGGCCGAGACAAGUACGCUGAAGAGUAUGAAGAGGAGGAGGCACCAGCACCUCCCAUGCCCCUGAUGAGCGAAAUCAACCCAUCAGAGCUGACCCGCACCUCUAUCUUGUCAGCAGAGACUGAGCACCCUCGCUCCGAGCUCGAAGAAUAUUCAUCAGUCCAAGCGGUGACUCGAGGUGACAUAUCUGCGACGUCCUCUCCAUCGCGAUCUGUUGCUACCCUGCAGCAGACUCUUGGUACAAGACAUGCCAACGUUUCAAGCGGUGACUUGAACGCUAUUCCUCGUCAACGCAUCGACGACUACCACGAGGACUACCAGAGUGAAAGCAACAUGCCUCCAAACCAUUUCCGCGACAACUACAAUGAUGAAGAGUUUGAAACAAGCCGUGCAGGACCACGGCAGCUCGACUACGAGCAGCAUGACGAUGGAGCCGACUAUUACAAUACCCAGGACGUUCCGCCCCCGCUGAAGUACGUUCCGUACCAGCCGGAGCGGCGCGGCCUCAGCCCGAUCUACAGCGUUUCCGGCUACACUGAAGGCGGCAGCGAAGCACCUGGCCAGCGAGAUUCAAGGCUCACUAAUGGCAGCCUGUCUCCUGACAAGUCUCCCCGCCACAGUAACGUUCUCAGUCGAGGCUUCGACGAUCAGUUUGUUGAUGACCGCAGCAUCCGAAGCUCUGGACAGGACUAUCGGAGUACCAUGUACACUGACGAUGGCGAUUACGACCGCGCAGACUCCAGCCAGGCUGUUCAUGACGUUGGUGCGAAGCCCUACAUUCAACAUGCUCCCACCCAGUAUGCUCCGGCUGGUGUUGAGUCCAACGUCGCAUCACUCGUCGAUGGGUCGAUGCUUGAUCAGUCCGUCCUCACUGCUGGCUCUGCCCUCUCCGAAAAUAACGAGUACGGAAAGCGCGACUCGACCAUUUCUUACGACGCUCAGUCAGCCUCACUCGGAGCUGCACGAGGUUACAGCCCAGACAAGCUUUCGGUGAAGAGCCAGCGAGACCUCAUCGAAGAACGCGAGGGCAUCAGGACGCCGACUUCGAGCCGACAUGGCCAUUCCCAAGACUUCGCGGGCGAGUACGACCUAGAUGAGUAUGGCCAUAAGGUGGCCCCCACAAGGUAUCGCAACUCUCCAUCUACGUCGCGUCACUCGCCCACAGCCUCUGAGAAGGCCAUUGCGCUUGGAGCAGUUGGUGCUGCGGCCGCAGCACUGAAAGCGGCCAAAGACCGAUCUAAGCAGCCUACUGUAGAAGAGGUCCACGAAGACUUCGUGCCCGAGGGCAUUUCCAGGAACAAGUCUUUCAAGGAAAGAACAAUGGAUGGGCGCGAGCUCGCCACCACCCCCGCUCACAGCAUCGACAGACUGGAUUAUGACGAUGAGCCCAAGAUGGGUGCUAGUGCCAUGCCCGGACUCCAUGAUCCUAUGCCCGAGGCCGAGUAUGUUGACGAUGAUCUCAUUACCAACCCAUCUCUCGUCCGCGAGGAGCUGAAUCAUACGCCUCGCGCUGAACAGCAGUGGGCUCCCGUCACGACACCUCGCCAAAGUGACGUAGCCGCCUAUGAACAGUAUGACGACGAAACCAAAGGCGAUGGCCCAGGCCUUGGUCUGGCAACAGCCGCCGGCGCUGCUGCGAUUGCAACAGCUGCUGCCAUGGCGCACAAUCGACAAGCCAGCCAAGAACCAGACGAUGAGUGGCAACGCACCUCGACUGACCGGAAAAGAGAUACACUUAUCACAAACCCUUACGAUGGCGCCAGCCCCGUGGUCAACCCUGAUCUACUCAAUGCUCGCGGCCUUGAUCCCGACGGCUUUGGCGCAGGCUAUCAUACCGGGAGCCCCGCGGGACAGAAACAUUUCGACGAAGGCUACAUCUCUCAAGGGCCUAUCCACUCACCCAGCAUUCAACCCAAGGGCAAGGCCAUGAUGAGCUUCUCCGAUGCUGGCGCUGAGGAUCCAUUCUACACCCCAGCCAAGGGACACUCUCGUCACCUUAGUGGUAUGUCUCAAGGCAUGGGCUCACCAAUUUACGAUGCGGCUACAGGAGCAGGAAUCGAGCGCAUCGAGUCAAAGGACAUUAUCGCUCUGAUGCAGCAUCUCAUGGUUCGCGAUGCGCAACGCAGUGCACGCGACACCGAGAUCCUAGUUACACUGGUCAGAUCCGCUGCCGAGAUGAGAAACUCCUUCGAAGAGAUAAAGAAGGUCCUUGCAAACACCGAAGACGUCAUCAUCCAGGAAGUCCAGGAAAACACCGAGAACACGGUUAAGAAUAUCAUCGGCGGCCCCCGACCUUUCCCUGGAAGCGCGCCCCGCUCUGUCAAGGGUUUCAGCGGCGCAUCUCAAGAUGGCACCGUGGAUGAGACGACCAAGAAGAAUAAUCUCUUCCGCAGAGCAUUCCUGAAGAGCUUUGGUGCCAAGGACACCAACGACCUCGGCCGCAUUGAAGACAUGCUGAACCAGUUGCUGGCUGAAGUGGACACCCUGAAGGCUCAGACGGCCCGCCCCAUGGCAUCCAGCGGUCAGGGGCAAUCCUUCGAAAACCUCCGACCUGAAGUCGCGUAUGAGCAGGACCGCGGUUAUGAACCCGAAGGUCACGCUGGUACCUCGACAGCCAGUCAUGCAAGCCAAUCUGGGCAGCUGUCUCUUCCUCAAUCACGUGGUCCUUCAACCAAACUUGGAUACGAGCGUAAGUUCUCGGAUCAUCGUAUCAGCACUGUCCCCGAGGACACCGAGGAGGAUUAUGAGCAAGAGGCAGAUCACAGACGCAACCACCAGGCCAUGCUUAGUCCUCCACACCAAGACGUUCAGCGGGGCGGCUCGGUACCCCUGGCGACGCCCCCCCACCCGGGUUCCAACAUGAUGGCCUCGCUGAGUAACGAGAACACGCCUACAACCACCAAGGGCAAAAAGCACAAGUCUCGAGGCUCCUCCGGUUGGUUUCCCAAGAUCUCGCGCUGGUCCGAGUCCACUGCGACAAGCGUGAGCAAGGCUUUCCGCGGGAGUGGCAUGUCCAGCAAACGUGGGAACGACGACGAAUACAGCCAACGACCGCCAUCCCGUUCAGGUUCUGACCUGGGUCAAUAUGACGAUAGACGUCCGUUUGAGGAGGACCGUUACGACGAGGAACAGCUGCACAGCGGCUUCUCGCAGACCAAUCUGCCCCAGUCAGUCAGCAUGCCGCUCGAUAACAGGGCCCCUCCGCCUGCAACAUACAUGACGCCGGAGGACCCCAAAUACAAGGCACACCGUAACUCACUCAACCUGCAACACCCGCAGCCCAGACAAGGCCAGACUGAGCGAUUCCAGGCAGCCCUGGAGUCCCAGGCACACCAGUACGACACCCCAAUGUCCCCCAGAUCAACCGAUUGGCACGGCUCCGUGACGAGCCUGAACCGCUUCCCGCCCCAAACCAGCAACCGUUAUAGUGGUGGUUCCGCCGCCACGGGGGCUACCGGGGCUGCCGGUGCUGCCAAUACCGCCAGUGGUGAAUACUGGGGUUCUUCCCCAACCGGCCCCCCUCGUCCGCCCAAGGAGCCGAUGGACGACGACGGCAGCCGGACCCCGACCAGAACCGAUAGGGUUUCCAGGCUAUCGAAGAACAGUCCUCAGCCAUAUAACAGCGUUGAAAGCGGCUACGGUACAGGCGCCGGCACUCAUGCCAGUGGUUACAGCCCGAGACUCGAGAACCGCAACCUCAACGCGGCCCUGGGGGUGCCUACCAGGCGGCCAAGUGGGCCUCGAGCCAUGACGCCUAAGAGCGCAGAGGAGGAGGAAGCUCGCGAGGAGCGGCGUCGCAAGAGGGCCACCUUUGGCACAGUCGCAAGCGAUGAGACAGACACCUUUUAG
Molecule: messenger RNA, 5370 nt
Organism: Verticillium nonalfalfae
Lineage: Eukaryota; Fungi; Ascomycota; Sordariomycetes; Glomerellales; Plectosphaerellaceae
Exons: 2
Coding region: 1-5370 (1789 amino acids)
Source: RefSeq, a predicted model, not a curated record